UGCUUUAGAAGUGCCUUGAGCGCUCAUCGUGCUCGUUAAGACAUCUUAUUGACUACUAGUUGUGAGAGAACGCAACAGAAUCAAGCACUAUUUUAUCCAGUUUGCGUGUAGAUUGAUGGUAUGAAUCAUCAAAUGAUUUUAGGAGAUACUUUUAUUACUUUUUCUCCUCAUGAAUCUUACUGGACUCAACAGGCAGUUGCAGAAAUUGAGUUGAUGCCAUAAGAGUCUCGACUGUCGUCAGCUUCAGUUUUCUGCGUCUCCGCUCAGGAUGAACGGAACGUUUUUUAACCACACGGUGUUUACGCACGGCGUUCUGCUCAACCGCAGUCAAGAGCUCGCGGGGACACUAGUUGAUUGCUGCACGGGGAACGGGAGCGAGGUAACCGCAAAUGACGGUGGCGGGUCUUUAGUUCUCGCUCAGGACGAACGCAAGUUGUUCGUUACGCGCGUGGUGCAAAUCGCGGUGCUGUGCGUUCUUUCACUCACCGUGAUGUUCGGGAUCUUCUUUCUCGGUUGCAACCUCAUGAUCAAGUCCGAAAGUAUGAUCAACUUCCUGGUCAAGGACCGGAGACCAUCCAAAGACGUUGAGGCGGUGAUGAUCGGACUGAGUUAGCCACGGGUGUCACCUGUUCACACCCGGUUGUCCUCAGACUGGAAGCCGAAGAUAUGCAACUUACAUUUUCACUCCCUUCGCGUUCCGGAAAGAAAAGGCGAAGUGGAUGAACUGAAGCAAAGAUGACAGAUAUAAAGCUGCACGUUUACGAAAUGAGAAUGUAUUUAUUCCUGUUUACUUAGCUUUUUGUAUCUGAGGUCAUUUUGCUUGUGAUUUUUUACAGUGAAGUGUUUACACGUUUUUACCUCAGAAAAAAAAAUCAAAGUAUGUAUUUAUUGCAUUAUGUUUGUUAAAGUCUGCAAAUUAUAGGCUACCGGGGAGGGUUUUGGUCUUGCGAAACGAAAAUUGUAGCCGUCUUUGGUGCACCUAUUCUAAAAGUUGGUUAUCUAAAAUACUUUCAACAAGUGAUAAACGUGUGCUUUUUCGACGGACCCGCACAAAAUUGGUCGUAAUGGAAAGCACAACGUGUUUGUC
Sinocyclocheilus anshuiensis is the source of this 1087-nucleotide messenger RNA. Its product is annotated as reprimo-like protein. The transcript has a single exon. Lineage: Eukaryota; Metazoa; Chordata; Actinopteri; Cypriniformes; Cyprinidae. Bases 269 to 613 code for a protein of 114 amino acids. The record is from RefSeq and is a predicted model, not a curated record.